Messenger RNA from Paramecium octaurelia, 551 nucleotides. Lineage: Eukaryota; Ciliophora; Oligohymenophorea; Peniculida; Parameciidae. The record is from the annotation of a GenBank genome assembly.
UUUUUAUGGGCUCUUGUUAUUCUUAAGUUCCUUAUACUUUUCCAGAUGGAGGAAUAUACGAUGGCGAAAUGAAAGAUGGGCUUCCUGUAUAUUGUUAAGGUGAAUCUAGGAUGGAAAAGGUUAAAUUCACUGGGACAAUGGAACCUCAUUUGAAGGCUAUUUUGAAAAAGGCAAAAAAGUAAAAAAGGGAAUUUUUAAAUGGGGUGAUUCUUCUCAUUACGAAGGUGAAUUCUUGAAUGAAAAUUUUCACGGUUAUGGUGAAUAUUAUUGGUACAAUGGCAAAGUGUACAAAGGUAAUUGGGUAGAUGGUAAAAUGGAAGGUUAGGGUACGCUUAUUUAUGAAGGUAAGGAGUAUGUUGGUAUUGCAUUUAUUUAAAUUAUCAGGCGAAUUCAAAAAUGACAAGAAACAUGGAUUUGGAGAGUUGAGAUGGCCAGAUGGUUAGAAAUAUAUAGGCAAUUGGAAGAAUGGUAAACAAGAUGGUAAAGGUAAAUUAAUUUAACCAAAUGGAAAUGUUAUUGAAGGUACCUGGGUAAAGGGAAAAUAAUAAUGA